Molecule: messenger RNA, 3299 nt
Organism: Malus domestica (apple)
Lineage: Eukaryota; Viridiplantae; Streptophyta; Magnoliopsida; Rosales; Rosaceae
Source: RefSeq, a predicted model, not a curated record
CACAGACUCCACAAUUAAAAGAAAAAGUUUAUAUAAGAUGACUGGUCUAUCUUCCUUUCUCCGCUUUUUCACUAUACUCAUAUUCAUUGCAUCCAUGUUGGCCGUUAAUCAAUGUCAUCAAGUUCCUGCAGAUUGGGGGCUAUAUCAUGUGUUUUUGGCUACAGAUUUGAAGCACAGAAAAUUAGGCCGCAAAACGAAUCCGAGUCCCCCCCCUCCUCCAGCAAGAAACCAGAUGCACCAUCAAUUCCCACCUGAGCGGGAUCCGCCCCUAACUCCUCCACCUGCACUCUGAUUGAUUUAAUUUUCUCAAACGCCAUCUUUUUAGUGGACCUUGAAGGAAAACUCUCAAUUAUAAUCUUGCACAAAAAGUUUGUUGACUCCCUUUAAUAUUUUGUCCAAUUAUAUAUGUGAUAUGCAGAAUCAGCAACCCUUCUCGUAUCUGGGAUCGUCACUGGAAUCCCACCAUUCCCGAAAAAACGAAUUGCAUUUUUCAAAACAAAGCAAGCUAUUUUACUAAAAGCAAAAAGCCUGGCUUUCAAGGAUUUUGCCGGUGAGUGGCAAAGUAUGCGAGUUUGAGACCUCGUGCAUAGCAGCAAAAAAUGGAGAAACGUUGAAAAGAAUCCGCAUCAUCAUCGUUGCAAUUCUGAACCUGCCCCCGCAACCGACGAUCACCAACUCUUGAACCAUCGACAGCAACCAUCCCUUGUUCCAAAUUUCCAAGAUUGUUUCUCUGCUAAAGGAUGCCUUGUACCUGUUCGACGAAUUGCCCCAGUCAAUCUGAAAGCUCUUUUCGGUACUAGCACCUCCUCCUGCCGGAAGCUUGAUCUGCCUCUGGUUGCUUGGCUGUGGUGCCUUGUACCUGCUCGACGAAUUGCUCCAGAGAAUCUGCGUUUUUUUUUUUUUUUUUUUUUUUUUUUUUUUUUUUCAGGGUGCCCAAGGUGAUUCUGCGUUCAACCGCCCAAGGAUAUUCGGCGUUCAACCUUACUUUAUGGUGUUGACAACUCUAAACUGAAUUAUCAUGGGCACAAAUAUCGUCUGUCCAUGGGGUUUUCUUGCAGAGACGGUUAUGCCGACAACUAAUAUGCCCCCCGUUCAACCAACUCUGAAGGCAAGGACUUUUGCUUCUGUCGUUUCCAUCCCAAUUGAAGACGUCCAUCUCAGCCAACUUCCAACUCCGGUUGUGCGUGGGGACAAAACAUAUGUCAAAAUUAGCGAGGAUCUAUACCAAGAACAGUUGAAGUUGUUUCAAAAUAACCUCCUUGGGCGUUUGCUCCUAAAAAAUGGUUCUACGCCAAUGAAGACCGGUGCUCUAAAAUCUUGCUUAGAAGAUGCAUGGCGCCCUACUGCACCAUGGAACCUGGUUCCUAUAGGUAAAGGUUAUUUUGAUAUCCAUUUCAAUAAGGAAGAUGAUAUACGACGGGCAUGGGGUGGCGGUACGUGUACUCUUGCUACUGGUUUAUUCAGGUUAUCAAAAUGGACGCCAGAUUUUAAACCAGGUGAUGUUCUCCCUCAAACUCAUGCUCAGGUAUGGAUCAAAAUUUUUGGUUUGAGUCAGGAAUAUUGGCAUCCUAGACACUUGAUGGAAAUUGCGAGAGGGGUCGGCACUCCCUUGCAACUAGAUUCAGCUACAAGGGAAAGGCAAUAUGGUUAUUAUGCACGCAUAUUAGUUGAUGUCAAUCUUGCAGAUGAUUUACCUACAUCUCUUAUGGUUGAAAGAGAAAGUCAUGGCUUCCCGGUUGAGGUGGUUUAUGAAAAUUUACCGCCCAAAUGUAGUCACUGUGGUUUGAUAGGGCACUUGGCUAAUAGCUGCAGACAACUUAAACAGAUGUCGAGAGGUCGUUCUCGUAGCCGGACGCGAAAGGGUGGUAACAUGGGGGACAACAAAACCGGAGAUCACUCUCGCAGCCAACUGCACAUGGAAUAUCGUCCCAUAAAAGAUACAACAAUACCGGUUAAUGUCUUUUGUGGGUCACAUGCUUCUGAACCUGAACCUCUUCAACAGGUUGAUCAAUUGUUGCCUGCAGGUAUUAAGGCAGCGGAUGAUGGUAAUGCUGAGCCCAUUCUUCAGUCUCCUCUUGGAAUAACGCCAGCUGUUUCUGGUAAUGUCAUACCAGAGACUGACACCGCUGAUACGCAUAUUAGUAUUCAAUCCCCUGGGAUUUCGCAUAUUAGCAAUUCUAUGACCGGAUCGCUGUCUCCAGAUGGAUCACAUCCUCUGAAUGGUCUUUCUUAUGGUCAGCAUUUGGGCAACACCAUUGUCCCAAACAAUCUUGGCCCACAUGAUCUCUGUGACGACUCUAGCUCUCCUCCUGGCUUUGAGCAGGUCGAGACGGUAGCUCAUAAUAGUCAGCAGUUGGGCAACACAGAUGUCCCAAAUAAUUUUGGCAUGCAGGAUCCUCAUGACAACCAUAGCAUUCCCCCUGGUUUUGAACAUGUUGCGACAUUAGCUAAAGAUGUCUUCGAUAUUGUCAAUCACAUUGAAGGCUGUGAUAUGGAUGGUUUUACUCCUGUGUUAUCUAAUAGUCAACGGAAAAAACAAAAGCAGCUUGCCAAUCUUAAUCAACCCUCUGAUAAACCAUAUCCAAGUAGGGUCCGAGGAAUACCAGCUCGUUAUAAAUGAAGGUUCUCUUCUGGAAUAUCCGUGGCAUUGGUAACGAUGACUCUCGGACGGAGCUCUCUAACAUCUGUCGGUUGCAUCACCCGGAUUUGGUUUGCAUUGCAGAGCCUAUGGUGACUUUUAAUUCUAUUUCAGCUGCUUAUUGGGAUUCUUUAAAUCUAUCUGCUCUUACUUUUAAUUCUAGAGGAACUCUUGCUCCCAACCUUUGGUUACUAACAUCUUCAGCUUGUGCAGACCCUUUAGUUAUCUCUAUCUCGGAUCAACAGGUUACGGUUCGCUGUACUUUUGACCAUAUCCCGAGCCAGUUCACAUUUGUUUAUGCAAGCACUUCACCUAUCAAAAGAAGAGACUUGUGGGCUGAUUUUAUCUCUCUGCGCCCACAAACACAUGUUCCAUGGAUGGCUAUUGGUGAUUUCAAUGCUAUCCUGGGCGCCCACGAGCAGAUGGGAGGAGGCAGACCGUCCCAAGCUUCAUGCGCUCAGUUUAGGAAUAUGUCUGACACUUGUAACUUUACCCACUUGAACACAUCUGGGGCAGCCUUUACAUGGUCUAAUGGCUGGAGGUCACGUGGUCGCACUGAAAGAAGGUUAGAUCGCUCCUUGUGUGAUAUUAGUUGGUUUGAUUCUUGGCCCCACUCUAACUGCAUAGCAUUGCCAAAGGUAGUCUCAGAUCACAACCCCCU